CGUCCAAUUUUAUCAACAUUUGGACCACCAUGUCGGAGAAUAUGUGGCAACUGUAGACGCUGCAAAGGUUGAGAGGCAACCCAAGCAAAAGGCAAGACCGUUAUGUUAUGGAUACGAUAGCGAGCCAUCGGGUGAAUGAGUUCUCCGGGAGGAAGAGGCAGCAGAAAGAAGCGAGGCCCUGCAGGGUCCCCGCCCGACGGAGGGGCCACCUGCGACCAGGUGUCACUACAUAAACGAAAUUUGUAUUACUUCUCAUACCCACUGCUGGCGUUGUUUGCAGUGCUCCGUGUCCUCGUAUUGCAUUUUGGCGAACUCUUCGCCUGGCUGUGCCAGCGGAUGUCUCGUGCUAUGGCUGCGAGACCCAAACAACGGGCAGCAGACGAGCAUGCGAACAAGGUGUGCGAGCAGGACAUCGGCGAGCAGAUCCGAAACCACCACAAACAAGCAUUCGAGUACAUCUCAGUGGCUCUGAGAAUUGACGAGGAUGACAAAGUGCACAAGGAACAGGCAGUCCAGUGGUACAAACGCGGAAUCGCAGAGCUCGAGAGGGGCAUCGCGAUCGAGGUAGCUGAAAACGGCGAGAAAUAUGAACGAGAUAAACGUCUACAGGCCAAGAUGAUCACUAAUCUGAUCAUGGCAAAGGAUCGCCUGGAGCUUUUGGAAAAGCUGCGUUCAGGGCCAGCUCAGAGAGACAUCUAUGCAGAGAGCUCAAACCAGUCAUACCAUAACGGUUAUCUACGCUCAGUAAGUGGAGCCGUACCCAAAAAGAGGGACUCCCUGACUACUCACUCCAGUCACUCCCUCCCACGACCAAAGCAUACGCCAAAAAAAACCUUGCCGGCAGGUCACGGGGGCCUCCAGCGCUCCCCCAGCUUCAUUGGGCCCUCCAGCAGUCACACACAGCACAGACUGGUCCCCCAGUCCAACAGAAACAAGAGUAAAACGGGCAACCGGCAAAACUGUAAACCCACCACCACUCCCACAUCCAUGUCCCCACUGAAGAAGAGGGAUAUGAAGAACUUGAAGAAUGUGGACAGCAAGCUUGCCAACCUCAUCCUCAGCGAGAUCAUAGACAGUGGCUCAUCUGUGAGGUUUGAGGACGUUGCUGGCCAGGAGCUGGCUAAGCAGGCCCUACAGGAAAUAGUCAUCCUGCCUGCACUAAGACCAGAGUUGUUUACAGGCUUGAGGGCUCCAGCACGAGGCCUUCUGCUGUUCGGUCCUCCUGGCAACGGAAAGACGAUGCUGGCUAAAGCAGUGGCCAUGGAGUCCAACGCCACAUUCUUCAACAUAAGUGCAGCCAGCUUGACCUCGAAAUAUGUGGGGGAGGGAGAGAAGCUGGUGCGAGCUCUGUUUGCCGUCGCCAGAGAACUGCAACCCUCGAUCAUCUUCAUAGAUGAGAUCGACAGUCUACUCUGUGAAAGGAGAGAGGGAGAGCAUGAUGCCAGCAGACGACUGAAGACAGAGUUCUUGAUUGAAUUUGAUGGGGUGCAAUCUGGUGGGGAUGAACGGGUGUUGGUGAUGGGAGCCACCAACAGGCCUCAGGAGCUGGACGAGGCUGUUCUUAGGCGAUUUGCAAAACGGGUGUACGUGGCUUUACCAACAGAAGACACACGGCUAAAACUGGUCAAGAACCUUUUAGGGAAGCACGGGAAUCCUCUCACACAAAAAGAACUGUCCCAGCUUGCCAGAAUGACAGAAGGCUACUCUGGCAGUGACCUGACCUCGCUGGCCAAAGAUGCGUCCCUCGGUCCCAUCCGAGAGUUGCGUCCAGAACAAGUCAGGAACAUGGCCGCAAACGAGGUGAGGAAUAUCAGGUUCUCUGAUUUCGUGGAGUCACUGAAGAAGAUCAAAAAGAGUGUCGGACCACAGACGCUGGACCUGUAUGUGCGCUGGAACAAGGACUAUGGGGACACCACGGGUGCAUGAGACAAGAGGGGGGACACAUGUAGCCUCUGUCCUAACCCUGAACCUUCAUUGAGGCAGUGGAUUGAAAAGUGUUUUAAACAGAGAUUUUUUUUUCCAUUAUUGUUUUUAACUCUUAAGGUCAUAGGACUGUUCGAAUAAACUAUUUAUUGUGUGUUAUGAUACGGCUGUUGUCUUCCAAACUAUUAUAGUCACAGUGAUUUUAUAAAUAAAUACAUAUAAAUGUC
Oncorhynchus tshawytscha (Chinook salmon) is the source of this 2150-nucleotide messenger RNA. RefSeq names its product spastin. The transcript is spliced from 17 exons. Gene Ontology annotation, cellular component: microtubule cytoskeleton. Lineage: Eukaryota; Metazoa; Chordata; Actinopteri; Salmoniformes; Salmonidae. The record is from RefSeq and is a predicted model, not a curated record. The coding region runs from base 136 to 1926 and encodes 596 amino acids. Gene Ontology annotation, molecular function: ATP binding; microtubule severing ATPase activity; ATP hydrolysis activity.